AUGGCAAGGAUGCCCUCUGUCUGUUUAUUAGUUAUACUUCUUUUAUCACUAAUUAUCAGUUUGAUUUCUGGAGAAACAGAAGUAAAGUUUACAGGACAAACAGAAUUUGUAGUGAAUGAAACAACUACAACAGUUAUACGUCUUGUUAUUGAAAGAAUAGGAGACCCAGUGAAUGUCACAGCAAUUGUAUCGAUUCAUGGUGAAAAUACAGGUGAUUUUUUUGACACAUAUGCAGCAGCUUACAUAUCCCAGGCAGAAACAAAUCGAACUGUUUUCAUUUCUGUGUGUGAUGAUGAUAUUCCAGAAGCUGAUGAAACAUUUAUAUUUUAUUUGACGUUACAGAAGCCACUUCAAGGAGUAAAGCUUGGAUUGCCUAGAGCUGUUACUGUAACAAUUUUAUCAAAUGACAAUGCUUUUGGAAUUAUUUCUUUUGAUAUGCCUACCUUAAUUACAUUGACUGAGCCCAGGGGUGAGAAUGAAUCAGUGCCUUUUACUUUAGUUAGAGAGAAGGGAACAUAUGGAUCUGUCACUGUCUUCUAUGAGGUACAAGGUGGUCCAAAUUCUCCUGAAGAAGAUUUGAGUCCAGUAAAGGGAAAUAUAACUUUUACACCUGCCACAAAUGUCUUGAUUUAUAAUUUAUUUGUUCUUGAUGACCAGGUAUCAGAAAAUGAUGAAAUAUAUAUUAUACAUUUGAGAAGCGUGGAAGGGGGAGCUGAAAUUAAUUCAUCAAGAAAUUCUGUUGAGAUUAUUAUUAAAGCAAAUGACAGUCCAGUGCGAUUUACUCAGAGUAUUUAUAUGGUAGAUGAAGAAGAUGAUAUAAUAGCAAUCAUGGUAGUUCGAGGAAAAGAUGAUGGUGGAAAUAGAAUUGGACCAGAUGAAAAUCAAGUUUCCAUAUGCUACAUCAUUGUAACUGGGAACUCUACACUCCAUGCACAGCUUAACUUAGAUUUUCUAGAUCUACAGCCAAAUACAACUAUUGUUUUCCCACCUCUAGUGCAUGAAUCAUAUAUUAAAUUCAAAAUCCUUGAUGAUGCCAUACCAGAAAUUGCUGAAACGUUUCAUAUCAUGCUACUUAAAGACACUUUGCAAGGAGAUGCCAUUUUGAAAAAUCCAUCAAUUGUCCAAGUUACCAUUAAACCCAAUGAUAAACCAUAUGGAGUAUUAUCCAUCAAUAGCAUCUUGUUUACUCAGACAAUUGUUAUCAAUGAAGAUCAAACGCUGAGGUAUGAAGGCAUCACUGUUGUAAGGAAUGGUGGAACACAUGGAAAUAUUUCAGUUUCCUGGAUUAUAAUUCGCAAUAGCACUGAUUCUUCACCUGUGACAACAGAUCUCACGCCACACUCAGGGGUGUUACAUUUUGCUCAAGGGCAGUUAUUGGCAUCCCUCCAUCUGAAUAUCAUUGAUGAUGAUGUCCCUGAAGAAGCAGAGCCAUAUUUGCUUCAAAUUUUAGAUCAUACAAUACAAGGAGGGGCAGAAGUGAGUGACCCAGCUGAGCUUUUGUUCUACAUUCAGGACAGUGAUGAUGUUUAUGGUGUAAUUCAAUUCUGUCAUUUGGAGAAUCAGAGGAUAGAAAGCAGCCCGGAUGGACGCUUUUUGUCCCUUAGCUUUACAAGGCAAAGGGGAACUGUGGGAGACGUGAAGCUCUUUUAUAUUAUCUUGUAUAUUCCUUCUGGACCUGUGGAUCCUGAACAAGCUAAAGAAGGUGUUUUAAACACUUCAAGAAGAAGUAUUCUCUACUUUCCAGAAGGAAAACCUAAUGACACCAUUAAAGUACCAAUAAGAAAUGAUGCAUUUCUUCAAAAUGGAGCCCAUUUUUUAAUACAGCUGGAAAAAGUUGAAUUACUGAAUAUUAUUCCUCAAAUUCCUUCUAUAAGUCCUCGAUUAGGUGAAAUUAAAAAUGUAUCCUUAAGAAUUACACCUGAUAUAGCAAAUGGAGAAAUUGGCUUUAUCAGCAAUCUUUCAAUAAUUUUACCUGAGCCAGAAGAUUCUCUUUUUGCAGUGAGCUCCAUUCCUUUGCAUCGAGAUGGGACAGAUGGACAAGCCACUGUAUUCUGGAGCCUAACACCUACAGGCCUCAAUUCAAAAGCUGUGACUAUUGAUGACAUAUGGCCGUUUUCUGGUUCAGUUCUGUUUUUAUCUGGACAAAGUGACACAGCAAUCAACAUUACUAUUCAAGCUGAUGACAUACCUGAAAUGAAUGAGACCCUAACAUUAUCAUUAGACAGUGUGAAUGUGGAAAAUCAAAUCCUGAAAUCUGGAUAUACUAGUCGCAAAUUGAUCAUUCCAGAAAAUGAUGAUCCUGGAGGAGUGUUUGAAUUUGCUUCAUCUUCCAGAGGUCCCUAUAGGAUAAAGGAAGGAGAAUCUGUUGAACUCCAGAUUGUCCGUUCCAGAGGAGCGCUUAUGGAGCAAUUUCUACUCUACACUAUAGAGCCAAGAGACAGCAAUGAGUUCUAUGGAAAUACAGGAGUCCUGGAGUUUAAACCUGGGGAAAGAGAAAUUAAAAUUACUUUGCUAACAAGGAUGGAUGCGAUUCCAGAGUUAGAUGAAUUUUAUUCAGUGCUCCUCAGUAGCCAUGGUGACCUGCCAAGUAAGCUGGGAAAUGCUACAAGAGUCAACAUCACAAUUCUAAAGAACAAUGAUCCACAUGGAAUUAUUCAGUUUGUUGACAAUAUGAUGACAGUAACAAUAAAUGAAAGUAAAGGAGAAGACUUCUAUGCUGCUGUUUUUAAAAUAAUAAGAAAUCAAGGAACCUUUGGGAGUGUGAGUGUAUCCUGGGCAACAGACUCAAUUUCUACGAAAGAUAUUUUUCCAGAUCGAGGAACAAUUUUUUUUGGAAAUGAGGAAUUUUCAAAAGAUAUCACCAUUUAUUCAGUCCCUGAUGAGAUACCUGAAGAAAUGGAAGUAUUCAUAAUUAGUCUUUUCAAUACUACAGGCGGUGCUAGCCUAGGAAAUAUAACCACAGCAACAUUGCAGAUCACCAAAAAUGAUUGUCCAAUUUACUUUGCAGAUCCUGCUAUUCUAAAGGUUCACGAAGGUGGCAUUGCGGAAUUUGUAGUUGUAAGAAAUGACUCUGGUGCCGAUGUUGUUUCUGUUUUAUAUGCCACUAUCGAUGGAAAUGCCAGUGCUGAAGAUUUCAUGUCUUGUGAAAAAAAUGGAGUGCUUUGGUUUGAUAUUGGAAUAAAAGAACAGAAUAUAACUAUAUUUAUCCAUGAUGAUGAUAUUCCUGAAUCAGAUGAGGAUUUUUAUAUAAUUCUCUUCAAUUCUACAGGAGACACAGUUAUUUACAAACCUAGAAUGGCAAGAGUUAUAAUUGAAGCAAAUGAUGAUCCAAAUGGCAUUUUUUUAAUUGAUUCUACAGGCAAAGCAGUGGAAGAAGGCAAAACCAAUGACUUUUUGAUCCUGAGGCACAGAGGCUACUUUGGUAAUGUUUCUUUGGCCUGGCAGCUAUUUGGCAAUAAUUCUGCUUUAGAUCCAGGACAAGAAUUCUAUGAAGUGUCUGGAACCGUAUGGUUCAUAGAGGGUGAACAGUCACAGCCUAUAACUCUUCAUGCUAUUCCUGAUAAAAUUCCAGAAUUCAGUGAAAUUUAUACCUUAAAACUUGUGAAUGCUUCAGGUGGGAUUCCUGGUGGCCAGUUAUCCGAAACCAACCUUUCUGUGACUGUGAUGAUCCCAAUGAAUGAUGAUCCCUAUGGAGUGUUCAUCUUAGAUCCUCAGAGCCAAGACAGAGAGGUAGCAGAAGACAUUCAGUCUGAGGAUGACACUUCUUGCAUUACCAGUUUUACAGUAUGGAGGCAUCAGGGAACUUUUGGAACUGUCAGGAUUGGCUGGGAAAUAUUAUCUAGCACUUUCAGAGAAGGAUUACCUCUAAUGAUCGACUUCUUAUUGAUUGGAAAGUUUACAGAUUCAGUAAAGUCAAAGCCUCACAUGCGACGGCAUCACACUGGAACAGAUGCUUUAUAUUUUAGUGGUGAAGAAGAUGCAUAUGGGAUAAUUGAGCCAGAGGUCCAUGUUAGUAAAAACAGUAUACUUAAUGUCUUUACAUUUUCAGCAUGGGUACUUCCUAGUCCCAACAAUGAUGGAUUUAUAAUAACAAAGGAUAAUAGUAAUGGAUUAAUAUAUUAUGGAGUAAAAAUAGGCACAAACGAAUCCCAUCUUUCUAUAGGGUUCUAUUACACACCAUUGCAGUCUAAUAAGACAUAUAUAGCUAAGAUCACAAUUAUGAAAUACUUGGAGGAAAAUAUUUGGAUUCACCUUCUGAUUAUACUCAAUAAUGGCACUCUUGAGUUUUUCAUUGAUGGAAAACCUGUUCCUGGGGGCAUUAAGAGUCUCAAAGGAAAAGCAAUUGCUGAUGGACCAGGAAUAAUGAAAGUUGGUGCUGGAAUAAAUGGCAGCAGCAGGUAUAAAGGAAUGAUGCAAGAUGUGAGAUUUUAUGAAUGUAAAUUAACAAAGGAAGAGAUCAGUGAACUUCACGCUAUGCCGGCAAGGUUUGAUUUGUACCCAAUCUCUGGAUACUUAGAAUAUCGACAAGGAGAAAGGAAUAAAUCAUUCAUUGUUUCUGCCAAAGAUGACAAAGAAGAGGAAGGAGAGGAGCUGUUCAUUCUAAAGCUUAUUUCAGUUUAUGGAGGAGCACAAAUUUCACAAGAAAACACAAUUGCAACUUUAAGAAUCCAGAAAAGUGAUAAUGCCAAUGGGUUAUUUGGUUUCACAGGAGCAUGUAUUCCAGAGGUCUCUAAUGAAGGUUCUACUGUAUCUUGUGUAGUGGAACGCACCAGAGGGGCCUUGGAUUCUGUUUUUGUGUAUUACACUAUCUCUCAGAUUGAUUCUUAUGGCGUUAAUUAUACUGUUACUGACUUUGCUAACAGGAGUGGGAUAGUAACAUUCCUUCCUUUCCAGAGAUCAGAGGUUCUGAAUUUGCAUGUGCUUGAUGAUGAUAUACCUGAACUAAAAGAAUAUUUCCAGGUGACAUUAGUAUCUGCAGUUACCGGAGAUGGAAAAACAGGUUCAACCCCAACCAGUGGAGCUAGCAUAGAUCCAGAAAAGGAAACUACUUACAUCACUGUCAAAGCUAGUGAUCAUCCCUAUGGCUUGUUGCAGUUCUCUGUUGGGCAGCCUCCAUCAGACACUGAUGAAAUCAUUCUUUCAGCCACGACAGCACCCCACAUUACUGUCAAGGAAGAAGUAGGACAAGUCAGCUUGCUUGUUGUUCGAGCACAAGGUUUACUUGGGACAAUUGUGGCAAAAUAUAGAACAGUUGCACUAACAGCAUUCAGCCCACAAGAUUAUCAGGGAAUUACAGGGACCUUGGAAUUUCUGCCAGGAGAAAGAUACAAGCACAUUCUUGUCAACAUUACAGAUAAUUCUAUCCCUGAGCUAGAAAAGACUUUCAAAGUAGAAUUGCUGAAUCCAGAUGGGGCAGUUUCUGAAUUCUUAAGUGGUGGUAGUGGUAGUGGUGAUGGUGAUUUCUACUUCCUUCCUCCUGUCCAUCAAUAUGGCAAUCUGGGAAUAGCAUCUCAUAUCCUAGUGACUAUUGAAGCCUCUGAUGAUGCACAUGGGGUCUUUGAGUUCGAUGCUGAAUCCCUCUCUCUCAGUGGAAUGGAACCUGAAGAUGGAAGAGGAAUCGUCAUAUUUCAGAUUAUUAGAUAUCAUGGUGCGUUGUCUCAGGUUACAUUAUAUUGGUUCAUAGUGCCAAAUGAUACUGAAGAUGUGACUGCAACAAGUGGCAACAUAACAUUCCACACAGAGCAAAGAAAAGCAAAUUUAACUGUAAAUAUUUUGCCUGAUGAAAUUCCAGAACUAGACAGGACACUUUCACUUUAUAUCAUUAAUGUUACACAUGGGCAGCUUGGAGUUCACACAAAUGCUACAUUGACUAUUCUUGCAAAUGAUGACCCAUAUGGAUUAUUGAUUUUCUCUGGAAAAAACAGGCCAAUUAAAGUUGAGGAAGAAACAAAGAAUGUCACCCUUACAAUAGUAAGGUUGAAAGGUCACUUGGGAGUAGUCAAGGUUACAUAUAGAACCAUGUAUGAUGAAGAUGUCUCACUCUAUCUGCCAUCAAAUAUUGCAAGGGCAACAUUGGGAGAAGAUUAUCUGCCCAUUUCAGGAUUUGUAAUCCUUUCAGCCAAUGAAAGUGAAGCUACACUACACCUCCCUAUUCUGGAUGAUGAUGAACCAGAGCAGUCGGAAUCUGUAUUUGUUGAGCUUCUUGGUGCUACUUUGAUAGGAGAAGUCAAUCAUCAGCCAAUUUCAGAUUCUCCUCGCCUUGGAUCUACCACUGAUACAAUUGCUCAUAUAAUUAUCAAUGCCAAUGACGAUGCUUUUGGAACAUUACAGCUCUCUGCUCCAGCUGUCCAAGUACCUGAAAAUUAUGUUGGACCAAUAAUCAAUGUCACAAGGACUGGAGGAAUCUUUGCAGAUGUUUCUGUGAAAUUUAGAGCAGUGCCAAUUACAGCAACUGCUGGUGAGGACUACAGCGUAGCUUCCUCAGAUGUUGUCUUACUAGAAGGAGAGACCAGCAAAGCCGUGCCAAUUUAUAUAAUUAAUGAUAUUAACCCUGAAAGGGAGGAGUCCUUAUUUGUGCAGCUGCUCAAUCAGACAACAGGCGGAGCACAACUCGGGAAUCUAACUCAGGCAGUUAUAACUAUUGAGGCUUCGGAUGAUCCAUUUGGAUCUUUUGUUUUUCAGAUCACUAAUAUAGUUGUCAAUGAACCUGAAGCCAAUACAGUAUUGAUAGAUCUGCCAGUUAUUCGCAAUGCUGGAACACUUAGCAAUGUGACUGUUGAAUGGAUUGCUACUAUUGAUGGGCAAUUUGCUGACAGUGAUUUGAAAGUCUUCUUAGGCAACAUUCAAUUUUCCCCUGGGGAAACCAUGAAGAACUUGAUAUUAGAGAUUCUGAAUGAUGAUGUUCCAGAAAUUGAAGAGAUUAUCAUAGUAGAAUUAAUUCAGGCUUCCAAUGGAGGUACUAUUGGAUUAGAGAGAGUGGCAAAUGUUGUAAUUCCUGCCAAUGAUAAGCCAUAUGGAACAGUAUCCUUUCAACAAAACUUGUAUCGUAUUCAAGAGCCAUUGGAGAGAAGUUCAACUGCAAACAUAACAGUAAAAAGAAGUGGUGGAAGAUUUGGUCAGCUGAAGAUCUUUUACAGCACUUCAGACAUUGAUUUCAUAACUCUUGCACAAGAGCAAGGGCUGAAUGUAUUAUGCUAUUAUGAAGCACCUAUACAAGGAAUUCCAGAUGAGAGUCAUGUGACCAGAGUGAAUCUUUCACUUGCCAAUGAUUCUCUCUACACUUGUGCUAUUCUUUGUUUGAAAGAGCAGGCCUGCUCAGCUUUUUAUUUAUCUGGUACUUCUGAAAUUUCAUCAUGUUUUUGGGCGGCAUCUUGGAGUAACUCAAUAACCAACAUCUCAGGAUUCUGGAUAUACAAGAAAAAUCUUACUACUUUAAAUGCUAUUUUCAGUACACAAGCAAUUGCUAAUAAUGACUAUGAGCCUGUUACCAGCCAGUGGAUGAUCAUGGAAGAAGGAGAAGAAUUUGCAAACCUCACAGUCUCCAUAUUACCUGAUGAUUUUCCAGAACUGGAUGAGAAGUUUGCCAUUUCUUUGUUACAAAUUGUGCUGAUGAAUAUAACUGCCAGCAUUGAAAAUCAACCAGUCAUAGGGCAACCAAACACAGCUACAGUUCUUAUAUUAAUGAAUGGGGAUGCUUUUGGUGUGUUUGUAAUUUAUAGCAUCAGUCCCCAUACAACUGAGAAUGGUCUUUAUGUGGAAGUACAAGAAUGGCCUCAGAAUACUGUGCAGUUGAUGAUACAUAGAACAGAAGGUAGUCUGGGACAAGUGAUGGUGGAAUGGAGCAUUAGUGGUGGCACAGCAACCCCAAAUCUGGAUUUUUUAGGUGAUGGAGAAGUCCUGAUUUUUGCAGAAGGUGAGACAAAAAAGCCUGUCACCUUGACUAUUCUAGAUGACACUGAGCCUGAAGAUGAUGAAAGCAUUCGGAUCACUUUGACUCACACUGAAGGUGGUAGCCGUAUUUUACCCAGUUCAGAUACUGUCACAGUGGUGAUUUUGGCCAAUGACAAUGUAGCAGGAAUUCUUAGUUUUCAAACAUCCUCAAGAUCUGUAAUUGCUCAUGAAGGAGAGCUGGUACAAUUUCAUGUGCUAAGGACUGCACCAGGAGCUGGCAAUGUAACUGUUGACUGGGAAAUUGUUGGCCAUAAUUUGGAACAAAACUUUGAAAAUAUUUCUGGCACACUCUGCUUUUUAGAGGGGUCAUUAAAUGCAACAAUUUAUUUAUACCUGCUGGAUGAUCAGAUCCCUGAAGAAAAGAAAGAAUAUCACAUAAUUCUGUACAAUAUUAAAACUCAAGGCGUCACUUCUACUGGCAUUGCUACUUUGGACCAUCAAGGAUAUGAAGCAGUUUUGACAGUAGAGGCUAGUGAUGAACCAUAUGGCAUUCUGAAUUUUGCAUCUUCAUCUAGAAUUGUAUUAGUCCAAGAGGAAAAUAAGACGAUUCAACUUUUCAUUAACAGAGAAUUUGGAUCUUUAGGUGUUGUCAAUGUAACCUACACAACAAUUUCAGAAUUUCUUGGUUUAAAGAAUCAGACUGAAGGGACAUAUGCUGAACCAGGAGUUGAUUAUAUACCUAUAUCAGGAUCAGUUAUUUUGAAAGAAGGUGUAACAACAGCCACCAUAAAUAUUACUAUUCUAGAGGAUGAUAUUCCAGAAAUGCAAGAAUAUAUUUUUAUUAAUCUAACAUCUGUGAAACUUGUCAGAUAUCCUUUGGUAUCUUUUCCUCCCAGACUUGACAUGGAGGGUUUAACAGCACAGGUAAUUAUUGACGCUAAUGAUGGAGCAAGAGGAGUAAUAAGUUGGCAAAAUACAAGGUUUGAAAUAAGUGAACUGAAUACAAACUUAACAUUAGUGAUAUUCCGGGACCGAGGCUUGUAUGGUAACGUGUCCUUAUUCUUGUAUGCUCAGAAUCUGGAAGCAUAUCAGGGAGCGGACUUUAAUCUUUCUUCAAGGACUCUUUCUUUUGCUGAUGGAGAAAGAUAUAAAUAUAUUGAUGUUCAAAUUUUUGAUGAUGAGAUUCCUGAAAGAGAUGAGAAAUUCCAACUAAUUUUAACAAAUCCAUCCCUUGGAUUAGAAUUGGGAGAAAAUACAACAGCAACAAUUACUAUUCUGGCCAAUGAUGACGGUCAUGGAGUUUUAUCCUUCAACAAUAGUGAACAUUUUUUCCUAAGGGAACAGACAGCACUCCAUUUAAUGGAAAGUGUUGCGAUACUGAAUAUUAUCAGAGAACCAUCUCAAGGAAUAUUUGGAACAGUGACUGUCCAAUACAUAGUGCGAGAGAUAAAUUCUUCUGAAGAAUCAGUAGAUUUGACUCCAUCACAGGGCUAUAUUGUUCUAGAAGAAGGAAUAAGAGUCAAGAAUCUGCAUAUUAGUGCCAUUCUGGAUGCUGAACCAGAAAUGGAUGAACAUUUCAUUGUUACACUGUUCAAUCCAACUGGUGGAGCCAGACUGGGUGCAAGAACAGAAACAUUGAUCACAGUGUUGCAAAAUCAAGCCCCUUUGGGACUUUUCAGUAUCUUUCCAGUUACAGAGAGGACAAAUUCUAUUAUAGCUGAGGAAGCAAACACUACAGUUUAUUUGAAAAUAUCUCGGAGCAAUGGACUCAAUACAUCAGUGAGUGUGGAAUGGGAAACACGACCUGAUUCUGCAUUUGGGAUAAAGGGUGGGUUAAGUGUACUGGCCAUUUUACAAAGUUUUGAGGAAGAAUCAAUAUCUAGCUGGUGUUUCUUUUUGGAAGGAGACUUUUUAUAUGGAUUAUUGUUGAGAACAAAUCCAGCUGUAAAGUCUUCAAUAUAUCAAUGGCGGGGAGUUUUUGUUCCUGUUGAGGAAUUCAGUAUCAAGAACCCUCAUCAUUGUAUUUCAUUUCAAAUCAAUGGCUCCACCUACUUAGUAAUUACUCAUGGUGGAAUAAAAGAAGAUACACCUUCUAACAACACCGUAUUCUUGUUUACCUCUGGAUUUCAGCUGCUAGAGGUACAGUCUAUAUUGGUGCCAGCCACCAGUGAUAUAAAAUAUUUCAAUUUGAAUCAAAGCCAUUAUUUGAUUAUUGCAAGUUACAGACCAGAAUCUGAGUCUACCCAGAUUUUCCUGUGGAAUAAUGGCAUCUUCAUAUUCCAUAAUCAACUCUCUGUGAAAGGAGUUUUGAGUCUGGAUCUUUUCCCCAGGGGAAGUACAAUAUAUCUAGUCAUUGUCCCUUGUGAAUCCAGACAUACACCUCUAUUAUUCAAGUGGUCAGAAAAUGAUUUUAUACGGUUUCAAGAAGUGCCAAUCAAUGGAAUAACACAAGUCGAAGCUGUCAUUUCUGGAUCUGACAUCUACCUAAUUUUUGCAAAAGGUUUGAUAGAAUUUGAUAGAAGUACGUGUGAAAUUUUUAUCUGGGAGACAGGACAAUUUUCCUUCAGAUAUUUUCAGUCCAUUUCUGUCAGAACAGUAAAUGCAAUCCAUACUUUUUCCCCACCUUCAGGUUUAGUGCAUGUACUGUUUGCUAGCAAAGAUAUAUCAGCGCUGUAUUCCUGGAACUCAGAAAUGAACCGGUUUUCUCCAUUACUAGAAGCUCCUUCUGCCAAUCAUAUUUCCAGUAUCAAUGUAAAAUCUCUUAAUUCUAACAAAAGUCUCAUUGUUGUGACUGGAGAUUCCUAUUCCUAUAUUUACGAGCUAACUGCAAUUUCAAAUCAGUCAGAUUUUAUACCUAGUUCAGCUGAACUGAUAUUUGAACCAGGAGAUAAAGAAAUUGUGAUAGCAAUCAAUAUUUUUGAUGACACAGUCCCAGAGGAAGAAGAAUCUUUUAGAGUAUGGCUGAAAAAUCCAAAGGGUGGUGCAGAAAUAGGACCUAAUGGUUAUGUGACCAUAGUGAUACCCUCUAAUGAUGAUGCUCAUGGAGUUGUUGCAUUUGCCCAGAACUCAUUAUUUAAACAAGCAGAAGAAAUGGAACAGGACACCUUGAUCAGCUUGAACGUUGAGCGCUUAAUAAGUACAUUUGGACAUGUUAUAGUGCAUUGGGAAGCUAGCGGGAGUAUUAAUGACAUAUUUCCAACUUCAGGGGUGGUGGCAUUUUCAGAGGGCCAGGCUUUGACAACAGUAACAUUAACAGUCCUUGCAGAUGUUAUUCCUGAAGCUUCAGAGACACUGAUUAUAACUCUCACUCAUAUUAGCACCGUGGGCAUUCAAGACCCCCAGAGAGGAGCCAUAAUUGAUAGAAGUCGAGCAAAAGCUAUACUUACUAUUCUGCCCAAUGACACUCCCCUUGGUGCAGUGGGAUGGCACACAGAUUCUCUCUUUAACAAAGUAGCAGAGCCUGAAGGGAGAUCAACUACUAUUAUUUUACAUAUUUUCAGAGAACAACCAUUUGUUGGUGAUAUUAGUAUACACAUAAUAUCCCACCCUAUCUUUUCACUCCCUCUUGUUAAUCAAGCAAUUGAAAAUGAAGAUUAUAGAUUGGAAAACAAGACCAUUAUUAUGACAGAGAAUAUAACAUUAGUUUCAGUUAAUGUAACCAUUUUACCAGAUAAUAUUCCAGAAUUACAAGAGGGAUUUUUAAUCAAUAUUAGUAAUGUGCAGUUACUGAAUUAUUCUCUUACUAGAGGGCAACAGAGCAUGAAGAAAUUUGGUUUAGAAAUAGCUGAGAUUUUAAUUGAAGAAAAUGAUAAUCCCAGAGGAAUAUUUCAGUUCAACAUUAGCAAGGAUGUGAACAAGACUGUGGUUGCUUAUGAAAUACCACCACCAGAUAAUAUUCUGAAGCUGUCCAUUGUUCGGAAGGCAGGAACAUUUGGAUCAAUAAAAUUGGAUUGGGAAGCCACACCUGCCUCUGCUAGUCUAAAAGACUUUUCACCAUCAUUUGGAAACCUUAUAUUUGCUGAUGGACAAGUUACAGGAGUGAUAGAGAUCACUAUCAUAGAUGAUGAAGAGGUUGAAUUUUUGGAAAUGUUCACUGUUACCUUACUUAGAGUGACAGGUGAUGCAAGAUUAGGUGAUGAUGUACAGAUUAUGGUUACUAUUGCACCAAAUGAUUCACCUGCUGGAGUUUUUAGCUUUGAAGAAAAACAUGUAACAGUGAAAGAACCUCAGUCAAUACAUGAUCCCUCAGCCAAUGUCUUUCUCACUGUAAGUCGGAGUUCAGGGGGCCAAGGAGAAGUCCAGAUUCUUUGGAAACUUGAGGAGGCAGCUAGAUAUGAUCUCACUCCUCUCAAUGGUACUCUUUUCUUUUCUGAGGUGGAAUCUCAGAAAACCAUAAUUUUGCAUGCAAUUCAAGAUGAUGUUUUGGAAGGUGAUGAACAUUUUUCAAUUCAUCUGGUGUCUACUGAUAACACAGAAAUAUCACCUGUAAAUGGUAUAGCAACUAUUACUAUACAGGCAGAUCAAGGAGCUUCUGGAGUUGUUGGAUUAGCUUCACAAUCCACCCAUGUCCUGAUUGGGGAACCUGUAGGAAAAUAUAAUGGAACUGCUUUUAUUGGUCUAGUUCGUGGGCCAGGGAUCUUUGGAGAAAUUACAGUCUCCUGGAUGAUAACAUCACCUGAUCAAAAGGAAUUUGCUGAUUUAUCAGGAACUGUCACCAUGAGAGAUCAGCAGUCUACUGCUGUUAUACUGAUUCAGGCUCUUGAUGAUGAUAUUCCAGAAGAAAAGCAACACUAUCAGUUUCAGCUGACUGGUAUUAGCAAUGGUGGAAUCAUAAAUGAGGCAGCCAAAGCAGCAAAUAUCACAAUGGCUGCUAGCGACUUACCAUAUGGACAAUUCACAUUUCCUCAAGAAGUAAUGCAGACAACAGAAGAAGAAAAAUGGGCUAACAUCACAGUUGUCCGUUCUCAUGGAUUUUACAAGCAAGUUCGCCUUUUGUAUAAGACAUUGAAUGGUACUGCAGUGGAAAGCUCAGACUUUGGUGUGACUUCAAGAGAGCUUAUUUUCAAACCCACUGAAACUGUUAAAACUGUUUAUGUUGAAGUGUAUGAUGAUGAUCUUCCAGAAGGUCCUGAGGAUUUUUCAGUAGUAAUUACAAAAGUAGAAUUACUGGGAAGUGGAUUUGAUUUUACAAUAAAAGAAAAUGGAUUGCAAAUUGACCAGCCACCUGAGAUAGGAAAUGCUUCAAUAAUGAGAAUCAUUAUAUCAAAAAGUGACAAUGCAGAAGGCAUCAUUGAAUUUGAUCCCUCUUACGCAAGUCUUGAAGUGGAAGAAGAUGUUGGUUGGAUAAUGAUUCCAGUAUUUCGAAGGUUGGGGAGUUAUGGUUUUGUGACAGCAGAUUUCAUAUCUAGAAAUAUUUCAGCUCUUCCUGAUGGGAUUGAUUAUAGCAUUGCAAAUAAUUCAGUCAUUUUUCAUCAUGGCCAAAUACAGAGUUUUAUCAGCAUUUUAAUCAUAAAUGAUGAAGAAAGUGAAAAUGCUGAGCAGUUUGAAAUCCAGCUAAUAGGUGCCAGUGGGGGAGCGGUUCUGGGACUUUACCUCCUGACCCAAAUAACUAUUGCUAAGAGCGACUCUCCACAUGGGAUUGUCCGCUUCCUCAAUGAAAGCCAAAUCAUUCUUCCCAACCCUAAUGUCUCAUUAACCCUGUCCUUGGUACUUGAAAGAACUGGAGAAUUGAUAGGAGAGUCUCAGAUUAAUUGGGACAUUUUAGGACCUAAUUCAGAGGUAAUUUUACCUCCUCUGAAUAGUGACAUCAGAGACCCAGUAAAUGGAUCAUUUUAUUUUGCGGAAGCAGAAGGUGGCUUGCGACAUAUUGACUUGAAAAUUUAUCCUCAUGAAGAAGUUGAAGUUCAAGAGAUCUUCAUUAUAAGGUUGCGUGUUAUGAGGGGAGAAACAGAACUAGAUCCCAAGGCUGCCAAUAUAACAGUAAAAAUUUUAAAGUUUGGUGAUCCUAAUGGGAUAGUGCAGUUUGUUCCUGAAUCUUUAUCUCCAAAGAUUUUUGAGGAACCAUCAGCAUCUGAAGGUCCACUGAAUAUUGUGCUUUCCAUAAAGAGAAUUCAAGGCAUUAUGGGGAAUAUCACGAUUUACUGGAAAUUAAGUAGUAAUUCUGAUACUACAAAUGAUUUUAUAACUAUGAGAGGUUCUGUUGUGAUUCCUGAUCUACAAAGGACUUCGGACAUUGUGAUUUCCUUGUUGCCUGAUGAUGUUCCUGAAAUAGAUGAGCAUUAUGAAGUGCAGCUUACUUCAGUGGAAGGAGGAGCUGAUUUGGAUCUGAGAAAAAGCAUUUCUAGAUUCAUGGUGGUUGCAAAUGAUGAUCCAUAUGGAGUAUUUGGCUUGUAUGGAGAAAAACAGUCAGUACAAGUAGAGAAAGAUCUCAGCCGGCAUAUCCAGAUUAAUAUUUCUCGGCAUGCAGGGACUUUUGCUGAUGUAAUUGUAGAGUACCAAAUUUCAUCUUUCAAUGAAGAAAAAAUAAUCACACCAGCCAACAGAGUGGGAAAUGUACACAUUAAAGCAGGGUCCAGUUAUGGAUUGAAAACAGUGCCAAUAUACACCCAGGUAUUUAUUUCCCUUGGCAUGAAUUUGACCCUGGAACUGAUCAAUGUAACAUUAGUUAAUAUUAGUGCCAAUAUUGCGCCUAAAAUAUUAGAGACAGCCAGGUUGGUCUCUUUUCCAAUUCCCAAAGAAGCUGCCAAUUCUCAGGUUGCCUUUGAUUCUAUUAUCUUGCGACUUAUAAAUAUUACAGCAGGAACAACUGAAGCUCUUAUAACUCGUAAAGGAAUAUAUGGCUCCAUUGUAGUAACUUGGAAUUCUGGAUAUCCAUCGGGGCUUAUUCCGCUGUACCUUCACCAAGGCAGUAUUAUACCAGCCUCUGGCACAGUUAUUUUUUCCCAUGGUGAACAAAACAAAACAAUCUUAUUCCAAGUUAUUCCAAAUGCAAAUAGUCUUGAGGUGUUUGCUGUACAUUUGGCUGCUGUGCAGACCAAUGCAUCUGGUGGGGCUUGUCUAAGAUCAGAUUUCAUUAUUGCUGAGAUUGAACCAAUGGGAGUCUUUCAGUUUGCUCCUAGCUCAAGAAACAUUUUAGUGAGUGAAGAUGUGCAAACAGUCAGAUUAAAUGUACAAAGACUUUUUGGUUAUCAAAGCAACUUUACAAAGGUGUUCUAUCAGACCACUGCAGGAAGUGCCAAAUCACUAGAAGACUUUGAACCUGCUCAUGAUGGAGAACUUGUUUUUGGAUUCCUUGACAUUAACACAGUGUUGGAAAUCUUGGUAACUGAUGACAGCAUUUCAGAAGGGGAAGAAAUUUUUUUUGUGAAUUUAACAGCUGUGAAUGUUUUAGAUGUUCAGGACCUUAAUCCAGAUAGGAAUCCACGUCUGAAUCCAGAAUUUAGCAUUGCAUCAGUUACCCUACUGGCCAGUGAUAUCCAUUAUGGAAUUUUAAGUCUUGCACCAACUAUUAUUUACACUGAAGAAGACAGUAAUAACAUUGCUUCCAACACUAUUCUGAUUCAUAUCAGAAGAACUCAGGGAUUUGUGGGAAAUAUCUCUGUAAAUAUAAAAACUUUGGGUGCAAUAAAUGCCCAAAGUGGGGCAGAAACAUUUCCUUUUGAAAUUGGCCCUGUGGUUUCUAAUCUUACCUGGGCGAUCGAAGGGACGGACUUUGAAGAAAUGGCUCUAUCUGUCACAUUAUUGGAUGGUGAACGAGAAAGUGAAGUAUCUGUCACAAUUCUUGAUGAUGACGAACCUGAAGGGGAAGAAUUUUUUUAUGUUGUUCUUUCUGAACCUCAAGAUGGAGCCCAGAUUACAGAAAGUAUAGAUGAAUAUGGGUUUAAAGGUUUUACCACAAUAAUUAUCAAAGGAAAUGAUCUUCAGAAUGGAAUUCUAGGAUUCAGUGAAGAAACUCAACAUGGUCUUAUGCUUGAUGAAGAUUCAGAAAAGAGGAAGCUAGAACUUUUUGUCACCCGACAGCCAAACAGGGUUUUUGAAGAUGUGAAAGUAUCUUGGCGUGUGACUUUUAAUCAAACCUCAGUUGUCCUGCAGAGUAAUGGCACCAAUCUGGCAAAUGAACUGAUAGCUGUCACAGGGGUUACCACUUGUAAGGCUGGCCAAAUACAAUGCAUGGUUUCUAUUGAAAUCCAGCCUGAUAAUGUUGCUGAAUCUGAGAUAUAUUUUUUCGUGGAACUCUAUGAUGUGGGGAAAGGAGCAGCUUUAAACGAGAGUGCCAGAUUUGCACACAUUACAGUUCCAGAGAGUGAUUCUGUGCAGAAGGAUCUCAUCUACUUUGCUGUGGGGUCUCGUCUGGCUGUGGCCCAUAUGAAAACCACUUCAAUUAGACUCCAAGUGAUGAGAGAUUCUGACACAGCAUUUGCUAUCUCAGUCAACUACACAACUCAGGAGCUGUUGAGACCUGAACCUUUUGGUCGCGUAGUCAUAUCUCCUGCCAUCUCUGGACAAGAUUUUAUUGCAUCUGAAGGAACAUUGUCUUUUGAAUCUGGACAGAAAAAUGUUCUACUGAGUAUAAUACUGAACCCAAAGAAUGGAUAUCUGAAUUUAUUUCCUAAACGCUUCCAAGUUACUCUGUUCAAUCCUACAGAUGGUGCCAGAAUUGAUAGCAUCUAUGGUAUUGCCAACAUCACCAUCGUCUCUGAUUCAAACUCCCAAGCAAUCUGGAGUCUGACCGAUCAGCUGUUUCAACCUCUUGAUGAUAUUAUUUUGAACACAAUCCUCCAGCAUCUAAAUAUCAAAAUAGUCACAGAAAAUACAGAAGAGCAACUUGCUGCUGUGAUGUAUAUCAUAGAUAAGGUAAUAUCUGAAGGAGAAAUACAGGCUCUCACUGAUCGAAACAGAAAUCUUUUGUAUGAAAUCCUCUGUGCACUAGCUAAUCCCAAACGCAAGGAUACUCGAGGCUAUAGCUUCCUUGUAGAUAUUACAGAGAAAUUUGCUUUUUCUCUUCCUGUUGGUGAAAAGUGUGGCUCACAAGGUGAAAGAGGUAAAACCUUCCUUGACCAUUGCCCUUAUAUUGUAAUCUCAUCACAUCACUGGUAUCCACAACAAAUCAAUGGGCAUAGAUUUGAUGGAAAAGAUGGGGAUUUCAUUAGAGUUCCUGACCAUUUGUUAGAAGUUUCUGCUUCAUCCCAUUCUAAUGAUGCAACCUGUAGGUUCAUUCAAGUCACUGAAUAUAGUAGCCAGCAAUGGUUUACAGCAGAUGGUAGAGGAAUUGCCCUAAAAAAUAAGGUUUUUUCAAUGAGCUUGAAGAGACAGAGUCCAGUUCAGCUAAAAGAUAAUAAUGAGGUCAUCUACCGGAUUUAUUCAACAGAAAGUCAUAUAAUUCCUCAUAAGUCUUUGUGUCUUGUUUGGAAUCAGAUUGCUGAAAGUUGGCUGUCUAAUGCUCAAUUCUGUAAGCUGAUGGAUGAUUCCUCCAAUUACGUGGAAUGUUCUUGUUCACACAUGUCAGUUUAUGCAGCUAGUGCACAGACAGAGAGCUUCUCUUCUUACAAUGAAGCUUUCUUUUCUUCUGGUUUCAUCAGUAUUUCUGGCUUCAUCUUGGCUAUAUUUUCAUAUUUCUUAUGUACCAGAACAUCAAUGUUUGCUGCUAAACUCCUGACUCAUAUGAUGGUUGCCUGCUUGGGUUCUCAGAUAUCAUUUCUGGCUUCAGCUUACACAAGUCAGCAGCUCUCUGAAGAAAGUUGCUCUGCUUUGGGUUCAGUUACCCACUAUCUCUACCUUUGUCAAUUCAGUUGGAUGCUUAUUCAGGCUGUUAAUUUUUGGUAUGUCUUGGUGAUGAAUGAUGAACACACAGAACGGCGUUAUCUAUUUUUUUUUGUUUUGGGUUGGGGUCUUCCAGCCCUUGUUGUGAUACUAUUACUAAUUGUCUUGCGAGGAAUCUAUCAUCAUAACCUACCACAGAUUUAUGGCCUGAUUCACAAUGACCUGUGCUUCAUUCCAAAUAUUUAUGCAGCCCUUUUUACUGCUGCCCUGGUACCACUAGUAUGCCUGGUGGUAGUAUUUGUGGUGUUCAUCCAUGUUUAUCAAGUGACACCCCAGUGGAAAGCUUAUGAUGAUGUUUUUAGAGGAAGAACCAAUGCAGCAGAGAUCCCAUUGGUUUUGUACUUAUUUGCCCUCAUUUCCAUGACAUGGCUAUGGGGAGGACUGCACAUGGCUUACAGGCAUCUAUGGAUGCUGGUCUUCUUUGUCAUUUUCAACAGCCUACAAGGUCUUUAUGUCUUUGUGGUAUAUUUCAUUUUACACAACCAACUCUGCUGCCCUGUGAAAGCCAGCUAUACAGUUGAAAUGAAUGGAAAUACUAGCUCGGGUUCUACAUUUUUCACUCAUGGAAGUGGCAUGCCCUUGGCAGGGGAAGAGAUCAGCAAAUCUACCCAAAAUCUUAUUGCUGCUAUGGAAGAGAUGCCAGCGGACUGGGAGAGGGCGUCUCCAAGAACAGGCACUGAGGCCAGGACUGUCUUUAAGCAAAGCCCACAGAAUGGCAAUGCCUACAUAGCUGCUGGAGGAUUUAGGAACAGUUCUUUGAUGGCAGAUGAAGAAUCACAAGAGUUUGAUGAUUUAAUAUUUGCUUUAAAAACUGGUGCUGGCCUCAACAUCAGUGACACUGAGUCAUGUCAUGGCAGCCUGGAUGGAAGUACAAUGGCUAAUUCCCAAAUUGUUGAACUUAGAAGAAUACCUAUAGCAGACACUCAUCUCUAAUCCUUUCAUCUUUUUAACAUGCUGUACUGCAUUCUGCUUUUUAUACAUGUGUUUUCUUUGAACAACAAAAGAAUCUCACUACAUAUAGCUCUGUAACAGAAUGCUGUGAAUUAUAUCAUUAAGGAAUUAACAAGUUUUGGUUUUUUAAAUGAAAUAACCUUCUAAUUUUUUUACAGUAAGCUAUA
Messenger RNA from Notechis scutatus (mainland tiger snake), 18827 nucleotides. Lineage: Eukaryota; Metazoa; Chordata; Lepidosauria; Squamata; Elapidae. The record is from RefSeq and is a predicted model, not a curated record.